Messenger RNA from Paramuricea clavata, 1564 nucleotides. NCBI's taxonomy places the organism in Eukaryota, Metazoa, Cnidaria, Anthozoa, Malacalcyonacea, Plexauridae. The record is from the annotation of a GenBank genome assembly.
AUGGCGUCUAUCGAAUUCCUGGUUUUCAUUUACCUUUAAAUAACCUACCUCGAGCCACUGAUCUAAGAUCAGUGACCUCGAGCAAACAGACGAGCAGAGCGAGUUUUUAGACGAGAAAUCCCAGAUGAAAACAUCUUGCAGUACUAUUCCGACAGCGAUUUGCGAGCACGGUAUCGUUUCGGUAGAGAAGCAAUUUUGAACAUCGUCCGCCUUAUUGAAGAGGAAAUACGUCCUGCAACGAACCGAAGCUUUCCAAUUUCGGCAACAAAUCAAGUGUUGAUAACAUUAAGAUUUUUGGCAACAGGCAGUUUCUUGCAAGUUACAGGAGACACGAUCGCUGGGGCAGAUAAGUCUACCGUUAGUCGUAUUGUUCGUCGAGUAACUUUGGCAAUCGCUCGUAAACUUGAUGAUUUCGUGAAAUUCCCGGGAACACAACACGAGAAAGCCCUCAUCAAACAAGGGUUUUACGACCUUGGAGGUUUUCCAUGCGUUAUCGGAUGUGUUGACGGGUCCCAUAUUAGGAUCGUAGCUCCAUCAGCAAACGAGUGCAAUUUCGUCAACAGGAAAGGAUAUCAUAGCAUAAACAUACAAGGGAUCUGUGACCACAAAGGUUUGUUUAUAUCAAAGCAGGAUAAUUUAAUACUAGUGUGAAACGCACCACAUUCGUUCACACUAUUCUAGCACAAUAUUCAGCAUCAGCAAAAAUUCCUUAGAUUUUGUAAAAUUUCCUUAAAUGUGUCUGGGGAGGGUUGAAAUCAUGGGAGAGGGGGGAGUUUGGUGUUUGUUUUUUUGGGGGGUCACCAGAGUUUGAGAAGUAAUUUUUUUGGGGGGGCUCAUGGAAGCAGAAAGCUUUAGUUCUGUGACAAUGUUUUGACCUCCAACAUACCCAGUAAAUGUUAUGCCGAAAAUAGGCUCUUACUUGUUUUUACUUUUUAGCCCCUUUUUUGAACCAAAAUUUCCAACAAUUUGCCAAUUUUCCAGAAAUGUGAGCGGGACAGUUGCCCACCACCCCCACCAAACUUGUUGUAAAUAUAGGCCUAGAGGCCUGCUAGCUUUUUCUCAUUGAGCUUUAAUUGCAUAUGGUACUAUAGGGAAAUUUCUCAAUGUUGUUGCAAAAUGGCCUGGUGCAACCCAUGACAGUCAUAUCUUCAGAACAUCAGCAAUUGGGCUGGCACUAGAAGGAACAACAUUGGAUGAUGGUGUUCUUCUUGGUGAUAGUGGGUAUCCAUGUUUACCAUAUCUUAUGACACCAUACAACAACCCCAUCACCGUACAGCAACGGCGAUUUAAUCGAGCACAAAAAUGCACAAGAUCUUCGAUUGAAAGAGCUUUUGGCAUCUUAAAAAGAAGAUUUCAUCUCUUGCAUUCAGAGAUUCGAAUGGCCCCAAACAGAGUUUGCACUCUUGUUGCUGCAUGUUGCGUGCUUCACAAUAUUGCCAUUGAUUACAAUGAACCAAUGGGGUAUCAUGACGAGGAUGAAGACCAAGUAGACCUUGGCAAUAACUAUCAAGGUGCAAAUAGGGGAGAUGCUGUCAGAAGCCAUAUUACAAACACAUAUUUUUAA